Staurois parvus is the source of this 990-nucleotide messenger RNA. NCBI's taxonomy places the organism in Eukaryota, Metazoa, Chordata, Amphibia, Anura, Ranidae. The record is from the annotation of a GenBank genome assembly.
AUGAAGAGACCCCUUAUACUCCUGUUUGCUGUGACUCUGGCUGGAGUUAGUGUAUCCAGUGCGGCUCCAAGGCUCUGGGGAGACACUAUUACUGAAUUUGCUGUGGAUCUGCACCAGGCAAUACGUUCAGUUAACACCGAAGAGAACAUUAUUUUUUCCCCACUUGGUGCUACUUUGAUUCUAGGAAUGAUAAAACUGGGAGCGAGAGGAGCAACAUCUCAACAAAUAAAGGAAGUUCUAAAACUGCAGGGAAAUCAAGAAAGUGAGGAGUUUUCGGAGCUCCAAAAGCUGGUUUCUGUCAUUUCAGAAGAAAAUAAAGAAUUUGCAUUUAAUCUCGCAAAUGCCCUCUACCUUCAAGAAGGCUUCCACGUGAAGGAGCAGUAUCUCCAUAGCAACAGGGAUUUUUUCAAGAGUGAAAUAAAGCUGGUGAAUUUCCAAGAUUUGAAAGCAUCUGCCAAAAUAAUAAGUGCAUGGGUAGAAAGACAAACAAAUGGUAAAAUCAAACACAUGUUUUCAAGUGGAGAUUUUGAACCACUGUCAAAACUUGUUUUGGUCAACGCUGUUUAUUUCAGAGGAGAAUGGAAACACAAGUUUAGCCCAGAUGCCACUCAUCCACAAGACUUCAAAGUAAAGAAAGGCAAUGUAACCAAGAUACCAAUGAUGCACCUCCAAACAGCAACAAACAUCGAUAUUUUUUCUGAGAAUGAUUUGGAAUACCAGGUAUUGGAACUUCCAUAUAAAGGAGACAAGAUCAGCUUAGUAUUAGCUCUCCCAGCAGAAAAUGUGGAAAUAGAGGCUCUUGAAAAAACGUUGACAAAACCAGUACUAAGAGAAUGGAAGACUAAGAUGACACAGGAGACAGUGGAAAUUAGCUUGCCUAGGUUUAAAAUAGAACAGAAAGUAGACUUAAAGCAUGCUCUGCUGAAUUUAAAAGUGACCAAUCUGUUCGACCAGAACUGCGAUCUUUCAGGAAUAACAGGUGACAUAUAA